This is a messenger RNA of Scleropages formosus (Asian bonytongue), 1747 nucleotides long. RefSeq names its product transmembrane protein 222-like. The transcript is spliced from 6 exons. Lineage: Eukaryota; Metazoa; Chordata; Actinopteri; Osteoglossiformes; Osteoglossidae. The record is from RefSeq and is a predicted model, not a curated record. Bases 1 to 552 code for a protein of 183 amino acids.
AUGGCGGAUGUGUGUGAAGUGGACUCUCUGAGCAGUCUGACCAGAGGCCUGGAGAAGAUCGACCCCUCGGCGAGCCGCUACCCCUUCUGCGUCGUGUGGACGCCCAUCCCCCUGCUCUCGUGGCUCUUCCCCUUCAUUGGACACAUGGGCAUCUGCACGUCCUCGGGGGUGAUCCGGGACUUCGCCGGGCCCUACCUGGUGUCUGAGGAUGAUAUGGCCUUUGGGAAGCCCACCAGGUACUGGAAGCUGGACGUGUCCAAGGUGGACAGCAGCAGCUCGGACGUGUGGGACGCGGCCGUGUUCGACGCCUCGGAGGAGUACAAGCGCAGGAUGCACAACCUGUGCUGUGACAACUGCCACUCCCACGUUGCCAUGGCGCUCAAUCUGAUGCACUAUGACAGCAGCACCUCGUGGAACAUGGUGAACCUUUGUCUGCUCUCCUUCAUCCACAGCAAACACAUCAGCUGGGUCGCUCUUCUGAAAACUUGGCUGCCCUUCGUGCUGCUCUGCGUGGUCAUCGUCACGGCAACUGUGGUCCUCAGCGUGAGGUAACGGUUCGAGGCCUUUACAGAAGGCCCUGGAUGGCAUCGUCAGUUAGAACCUUGGAUCUUAGUCACAGAAAAAAGAGGGUCUGGAACCACAGAAGUUCCCCAACAGCAGCCUCUGCACAUCAGUAUCUCUGUUUCUGCACCUGAGCUUCACACUGCAGCAGCAGCAUUUGAACGAUGUUCUCUGGAUGGAUCUUCUCCGGAAACUUCACUGAGAACCUGGGUUCUGGGUCCAGUGAUGCACUUUGUUUCUGGCUCUUUCUGCAAAAUGAUCUCAGGGUCUGAAAAAGGUCUUUUCCCUUCUCCUACACAUCAGAGUAUACUCCGUUUUUACUUUGCUCUUCUCUGUUCACUUCAGCAUCUGAGCUCAAGAGCAGUGUGUGUCCUGCCUGUUUUCCGAUGGAGGAAACGUUGGAGACGCAUUGGCCCUUGACCACACCCGGUUACACCACAACGUGCCGCCCCUGCUGGGCCGCUGUGGAAGUCAGAACCGGGGCCUUUUUGGACCGGUGCCCCCCUGGACUCACAGGAACUCCCCUUCCAAGGCGAGACCCCACUGAGAGAUGAGUUGUCAAGGUGUCUGUGCAGGAAUCGCCCCCCUCCAUGCUGGAGAUGAAACCCCCCACCCCCUGCUGUGGGGCGCAUUGUCCCGACGCCUGGCCUCGGCGCCCAUCAAAGGCCCUCCGGUGCCGGUGGGGGGCUCCAAUCCUCUUACAGGGUUGCUCUGGAGAUAAGCUGCAAACAUGUGAGAUGGAAAAGUCCUCCGCGGGGGGCGGCAACUUGGAGGCCCUAUUCUCUGGAAUUCCAGCUCAGGAGACGGAUGUCGAAAAAGUAGUGGAACAAAACGCAAAAUGAGAGCAUAGGUUUGAGUCCAUGUGGGCAAAUACUGCGCUUCGUCGUCAGACCAACGAGACACAUGUGAAUUAGUGGAGAAAGUGACUGAAACGUGGGGAAGGGGCAGAACGUCGGGACAAAGUGAUGCUGCAGCUACACUCUGAAUAUUAUCUUUACCACACGGCAUUAUCAGAUACUGUGGUGUUUCCAAGUAAAAAUGGUUCCUCAGCUGAUGAACACAAGUAGGAGCGCAAAUCUGUUUGUAACUUGUUUUGUUUGUAACUCCAGAGCUGCUUCUACCACCAAGUAGCGAUCAAUAAUACACACGUCCCUCGACUGACUCUCUGUGUAGUGUCUGUGAAAAU